AGCCAGCGAGAUUUCUGCAACUGUGUACAUGCCAAUGCCAUUAUUUUUUAUAUUAUUUCGUUUCCUAUUUUGAUCAGAAGCGGUAGUACGUUGCUCAAGGAAAACAUAUUAAAUUGUUAAUAAUGAUUCAACGUUUUAAUUAAGAAGUGCACCAUGAGCGAAUAAUUAUUAGAGCUCGUUCAAAUGAUUUUCUUAUUGUGAAGUUUUCAUUCGGUUUUUCCCUACUCUAUUUCGCUCUGGCCAGUGUUUGUACUGUAUGUAAGAGUGAGAAGUGGACAAUCAAGUAAAAAUUGCAACGUUUAAGUUCUCAAAGUGUGAAAUUACAAUGUCAACAAGUGAGCAUGAUACUAUGAGUGAAGCGGCGUCUUCGCCGCUGUCCUACAUGGGGUCCCCGCAUCGGUCGCCAUGCCAGCAAGUGCCGCAGUUGGCUAAUGUCUUCACAGAACUUAGUUGUGCCGAAAUCAAUGGCUUCAACGGGAUGAAAGACAGGCCGUUCCUGCGCAUCGUGGAGCAGCCGCAGGACCACUUCCGGUUCCGGUACAGGAGUGAGAUGGUCGGCACACACGGCUGUCUACUCGGCAAAACUAGCACCACCAGUAAAAUCAAGACGCAUCCUAUGGUAGAGUUGGUGAACUGGAACAAACGAGCACUGAUCCGCUGCAGACUGGCGCAGCACCUCAAGCCGGACGAGCAUCCGCACCAGCUGCUCGAGGACGAGCAGGAAGACAGAGACGUGUGCGCGGAGGUGCCGGAGCGGGGCAGCUACCGGGUCAGUUUUGCUGGCAUGGGCAUCAUACACACGGCCAAGAAAGAUGUGCCUACUCUGCUGUACAAGAAACAUAAGGAGAGGGAAGGAAAACUUAUCGACACCAGAGAACUCAUGAGUUACUGCGAGACGGAGGCUAAAGGUAUCAACUUGAACAUCGUGAGGCUGAGGUUUAGCGCCCACGACAUCGACACCGACCUGGAGAUCUGCGCUCCGGUGUUCUCCGAGCCUAUACAUAACAUGAAGAGCGCAGCAACCAACGACCUGAAGAUAUGCCGUAUAAGCAAGUUCUACGGCCGACCCAAAGGCGGCGAGGACGUCUACAUUCUAGUGGAGAAAGUCAACAAGAAAAACAUUGAGAUCCGCUUUGUGGAGAGAAACGAAAAUAAUGAAGAGAUUUGGUCGGCCAAAGCGCACUUUCUUCAGAGCGACGUUCACCACCAAUACGCUAUCGUGUUCAGGACACCAGCGUACAAGGACCAGCAGAUAACGUCCGACGUGAAAGUGUCAGUGGAGCUAGUGAGGCCUUCCGACGGCCGCUGCAGCGACCCUAAGGAGUUCACGUAUCGGGCAGACCCGCUCACCAACAAGACCAAGAAGAGGAAGGCCAACACGCAGUCGCCUUACGGUUCCUUUAGCAGCUCUGGGUCUUUAGGAUCAAUAAAAAGUAUUGGUUUACCGGCCACCGUUAUGGAGUUAAAUCAACAACCACAAAAAUCAACUCCAGAAAACGAUUUUACCUAUCACCUUAUGAUGCCUAAUGCCGUUCCCGUAAUGAUGGAAACCCAAACCACCGCUGACUUGGGCGACGCACUAAUGGGGAUGGCGUGUGACCAAGAUCAAAGCCAAAACCCUUUGCAACUGCACUGCACCGUCAGCCCUAUGAUGCCGCAGGCCGACCCGCCUACGAUUAGCUUAAACUCUACGGAGUUUGCUAACCUUCUUCGAGCUGAUUUAGAACCAGAACAGAGGGAUGAUUUCACCGCAUUUUGCCAGCAGUACAUGACUCCAUCAAUGACCGAGUUCAUGCAAGACCGAUUGGAAGCAGAUUCAGGACGCGGAAAGGCUACACUUCAACGCAAAACGCAAGUACAACAAGGCGCCCGUUCGCAAGUAAAGACCCACAAUAUAACGGACAAGCCGACCGAGUACACCGCCGUCUACACGCCCGAACACGGAUCGGAGGUUAAGAAAUUAGUAAGAGAGAUCUGCGAACUUAUACGGAACAAAACUGCUUUCAAGAAGCCGCUGGUGAAAGAAAAACUUGAGCGACUGUUUGCGAUGCGCCUUUCCAACGGAGACACGUUUCUCCACAUGAGCCUAUGCAACAAUAGAGUCAGCUUCGAAUACAUAGUGAAAUUACUGCACUCUAUGAAAAUGCACCAUCUCAUCAAUCUCGCCAAUGAUCUCGAGCAGACGAUUCUACACUUGGCUAUCGUCAAUGACCUUCCGCAGUUGGUGACCAUCAUCAUAGCGAACGGUGGCGACCCAAUGCUGGGCGACCAGGAUGGCAGCAACGCCGUUCAUUACGCCGCGCAGUGCGGCGUCUGCAUGCAGCCGUUACUACAUGCCAUCAAGAAGAACAAAGUGGCGUGCGACCUUAACGCAGUCAACAAAGAAAAACAAACGGCCCUCCACUUAGCCGUAGUCCCAGGCAUCGAGCAGUCCGACAUCGAAGCAGCAAAGAACUCCAUAAAAUUACUCCUCCAACACGGAGCCAGCCACAACGCGCGCGACGCGGAGGGCCGCACGCCCCUCCACCUCACGGCUUACGACGACCGCUUGGCUCUCGCUAGGGUGCUCUUGGAGCACAUGCCCGAGAGUGACAUCGAUGCUGUGGACAGCCGUGGCUACACGGCCCUCCAAAUCGUAUGCGGCGGCGAAAUCAGAGAAAACACCAUCGAAUUUAUGAAAUUGCUCAUACUCAGAAAGGCGGAUCCUUACAAAAACGAACCUCAUACGGAUUCCGCAUGGCUUUUAUCACGCGACAAACCGAAGCUGCGCGCCGCGCUGGCGGAACUUCUCGACUGCGACACCGACGUCAAAUCCGAGCCGGAGGAUGAAUACGAGUCGGCCGAUGAAGGGGAUGAGUCAUGUCUGAGCGACCUGUCUCUAUACAGCUCUGAAUUAGCCGCUGUACUGGACAAGUCGGGCGAGUGGCGCGCCCUGGCGACGCGACUGCGGCACGACGCGCUCGCCAACUGGUACGAGAACACGCCCAGCCCCACACAAACCCUGCUGGCGCAGCUGAAGGAAGGCCAUGAUAUCAUUACCACGAAGUCUCUGAUGCUGAUACUCGAAGACCUGGGACUGAUGGAGGCGGCGAGAAUUAUUCGCGAGAGAGUCCGUACUCUCGACUAGUCUACUUUAAGUCUAGUCUAAAUCAGCCCUUAGACAGCGCGCGAACUCGCAUGCGAUUUUAGUUACAUUGCGGACUGUUGGUUACGUCCAAUUGAACCGACCGAUCAAAACCCGCAAUGUAAUGAAACUCGCAUGCGAGCUCUCGCGUCAUCUAAAUGAGCCCUAAAUCAGCCCUUAAUUUUAAUUUAAGGCUUGUAUUAUGUAUAAUAUAAGCCUUAAAUUAAAAUUAAAAUGCAAUACUCUCCUUGUCAUUCCGUACUAAGUGAAAUAAUACAGCUAUUUUCGGGGCACUAUUGUUGCCCGCCGAUUAAAAGUAAGUUUGAGACCUUUAAUUUGUUUUUUUUUUUGUUCUAGAAUAUAUUGAAAUGAUAGGUCCCAACAUUAAAUGUACAAACAUUUGGUUUGAAUCUAAUUUGAAUUGAAUUAAUUUGUGGAACACCAGCCUAAGCAAUAGUAAAAGUUGGUCAAGCAGAUCUUGUCAGUAGAAAAAGGUGGCAAAUUUGAAAAAUGUAGGCGCGAAGGGAUAUCGUCUCAUAGAAAAUUUGAAUUUCGCGCCUUUUUCUACUGACAAGAUUUGCUUGGCCAUCUAUAUUUACCUAUUGUUUUAGUAUUUUUAAGAGUAAUUUUUAUUAUAUACUAUUAAUUAUCUUCACCAAAUGUUAAGAGUACCAAAAAGUACAGUUAUGUAACUUUCUUUUUGUUAAAGUUCCUGUAGUGUAGACGUAUCUAUACUUCAAUCUUUUUGUUUGACACAUGAGGUUCACCAAAUUUAAAUCGAUUUAACUGUAUUCUUUACUGUUUAUGUUUAUAACUUUUAGAAUAUGUAUUUGAAACAUAUAUUACUUGUUAGUUUAAUUUUUUAUCAAAAUUAUUUUCCUACGUAUCAAGUAAAUUUUUGUGGUAGGAAUUGAAUGAAUGUAUAUCGAAGGCGAAACGUUUUCAUGCAUGCGGAAUGUUAACCGUGCCAUGUGUUAUUAGUUUAGUAUUAAUAUGACCUUUAGCAGCCCAGAUACCUAUAAAAAGGACUCCCAUUCCAUUCUAAUUUGAAUCUUUAUUUUGUCAAAUCAACAUAUUAAUUAUCUUGGCCAGUUAUGAUGCCUCGGCGGCUAGUAGCUAGAGCAGCGGCCGGCAACUUUUUAGAAGCCAAGGGUCAAAUAUAGUAGUUAACAAAGUUGACGCGGGCCGCACUUUGUUAAUUAUUUAUCACUUUUAUCAGACAUUGUCGUUUGUCAUUAUUACAUACAAAAUAGCCAGGGAAGCUCGCGGGCCGCAAGUGUGAGGUUCGCGGGCCGCCCGUUGUCAACCGCUGGGCUAGAGGAUAAAAUGACGUAUUCUAAGACUUAUAUCAUGACUGAAAAAUAUAUCAGGGCAGCAAUGUAUACCUUCAUUUUUUAAAAGGCUAAAAUUAUAUUUAAAACGUUAAUUGGCCAGCUAUUAAAUGUUCGAGUCGAUUGACCCACUGUUCUUAAUAGGGGUAUGACACACUGAACCCGAUUCGCACGUCCGAAGUUUGAGCGAGACAACGCUAUGCUAUCGGAGCGACGUGUGAAUCGGACGCAGUUUGCCAUGCCCCUUACCAUUAUUUACACUAUUCAUGCAAAUUGCUCAAGUUCUUAUUUCAAUUGUUUGAAGUAUUGUAUUAACCUCUAGCCGCCCAGAGACCUAUAUAAAGGUCUCCUGUUCCAUUCUAAUUUGAACUUUGUGUUUACAAAAUAAAAUUUCAUUUUGCUUGGCAAGGUUUGAAGUAUGGGCGGCUAGAGGUUAAGAACAUAAUUUGUUUCAACUUGUGACUAGCCCUGUAUUGUAAGCAAAAGGUUAUAUCAACCAGUAAGAGCUUAAAUGUUUAAAUCACCAAACCAAACUUAGGUAAGCAGUAGGUAUUAAGGAUCAAUGGUGCAUAUGCCUGCCAUUCUAUUUUAAAAACAUUGGAAAUUAUAAGGAAAUUGUGUAGAGAGGCCUUUCAGUCUGCUGUGUUUGAAAACACAUUUUUUAUAAGAGCUAGGUAGUAAGGAAACGUGAUAAUAUACGUAAGCUUUAUGUAGCUUACAUUUUGAUGUUGAUAAAUCAAUUAGGUACAUAUAUAUAAUUAAAUCAUUUAUUACUUUUAAAUCUUUUAAUUCCUCUUGACAAAUUUGUCGAUGACGACGUUUAAAUAAUUGACUAUACGCUAUCGCGUUCAAUAGUUUAUAAAAAUAUGGGGUAGAAUAGGCAAAACAUAUAUCAAAUGUGUAAUUAUAAGAAUAAAAUAGUAAUGAAAUGCAUUUCUGUUAUUUUUAAUGUGUAUAGAAAAAGUAAAGAUGUUAUUUUUAA
Cydia fagiglandana is the source of this 5437-nucleotide messenger RNA. RefSeq lists its product as uncharacterized. The record is from RefSeq and is a predicted model, not a curated record. The transcript has 21 exons. Gene Ontology annotation, cellular component: cytoplasm. NCBI's taxonomy places the organism in Eukaryota, Metazoa, Arthropoda, Insecta, Lepidoptera, Tortricidae. Bases 326 to 3127 code for a protein of 933 amino acids. Gene Ontology annotation, biological process: regulation of DNA-templated transcription. Gene Ontology annotation, molecular function: RNA polymerase II cis-regulatory region sequence-specific DNA binding; protein binding; DNA-binding transcription factor activity, RNA polymerase II-specific.